AUGGAGACGAUCAGCUGGUUUCAAACUCUCGUUUUGUUUUUUCUCCCACAGCACUGUUACGAUGAGUUUUUCGUCAAGUUCAACCUGCUCGAUGUGCCCUGCAUUAAAGUGGCCAUCAGCAAAGGUCUUGGUAUGGGCAUUAUUGUUGGUUCAGUCAUAGUUAAAUUACCUCAGAUUUUAAAGAUUCUUGCGGCUCAAAGUGGAGAAGGCAUCAGUUUCAUAAGUGUAGUGUUGGAAUUGGUUGCAAUCUCAGCUACAUGGUCUUACAGUGUGGCAAGUGGAUUUCCAUUUGUCGCAUGGGGUGAAAGUUUUUUCCUGGCUGUGCAGAGCAUCACCAUCGGCAUACUGGUUCUAUACUACAGUGGCAAAAGUGGAGCGGCUUUAAUUUUCCUUAGUCUGUACUCUGUGAUGAUGUACACUCUAUUGUCGGGUUUAGUAUCCAUUCAGUUUCUGGCAUUUCUACAGUCUAUGAAUAUUGUAAUGAUUGUUAUAAGCAGGCUGAUGCAAGUGGUGGCAAACCUCAGAAACGGUCACACAGGUCAGCUGUCCUUCAUUACCUACCUCAUGUUGUUUCUGGGAUCCAUCGCUCGUAUUUUCACGUCAAUCCAAGAAACUGGUGAUCCUACCAUGAUAGCUACCUACAUUGUAUCAACGACAUGUAACUGCGUUAUAGUAUCGCAGAUUCUCUACUAUUCCAGCGUUAAACCUAAGAAGGAAUGAGUUUGUCUAAUUAGUGUUUUAAAUUGAGUAUUUGACUUGUAUUUAGCAUUUCGAAUUUGUAUGUAAAUUUGUACAUUUGACUUUUGAUGUCUGCCAAUAAUAAUAAGAUGUACUAACAUCAAAUUUCAAUACGAGUUUUUGACACGAAUGUUAUUUACAUAAGUCGUCCAUUAUACUAUCUCCAACACUUGGUGUGGCAGCCCCAUAUAAAAAUAAAAACACCCCUCCCCUCAAUUAAUUUUUUAGUACACACUUGAUUAGCAUACCCCCUCCCCUAAUCAACUUAGGGUGCUCUCACCUAGAGUGGCAUGAUAGUUAGAAUAUCUUCCAUGGCUUGGGAUAUCUCACAGGGUAUAACCAGUAAUUCAAGGAGACCAUUUAUGUAUAUGCAAAUUAUCUAACAGUAUGAAAGUAUACUAUUAAAGAUAUGCAUAUGAAUUUUA
Molecule: messenger RNA, 1163 nt
Organism: Saccoglossus kowalevskii
Lineage: Eukaryota; Metazoa; Hemichordata; Enteropneusta; Harrimaniidae
Product: mannose-P-dolichol utilization defect 1 protein-like
Source: RefSeq, a predicted model, not a curated record